Porites lobata is the source of this 34156-nucleotide messenger RNA. The record is from the annotation of a GenBank genome assembly. NCBI's taxonomy places the organism in Eukaryota, Metazoa, Cnidaria, Anthozoa, Scleractinia, Poritidae.
AUGGCUGAGAAACGACAAACAGAGGCCACCUGUAAUCUUGGAAACACCAACAAGAUUGCCGAUGAAGUUGGAGAGAGGACAGAGGAAGAAAAAGGGAAUAGUACAAUUGGCGACGCCUCUGUCAACUUUAAAGAUUUCCAGAACUCCAUAAACUACCUUGAAAUAUGCCUCAAAUUUUUCAGACAAGUGGGAGACAGGGAAAGAGAAGGAAUUGCCUACUGUUCUCUUGGCAAUGCCUAUGACAGUCUUGGAGAUUUUCAGAAAGCCAUAGAGUACCAUGAAGGAGACCUCAAAAUUUCCAAAGAAGUGGGAGACAGGGCAGGAGAAGGAAGAGCGAACUGUAAUCUUGGCAAUGCCUAUCACAGUCUUGGAUAUUCCCAGAAAGCCAUAGAGUACCAUGAACGACACCUCAAAAUUUCCAAAGAAGUGGGAGACAGGGCAGGAGAAGGAAAAGCUUACGGUAACCUUGGCAACGCUUUUACAAAUCUUGGAGAUCUCCGGAAAGCCAUAGAGUACCUUGAACGAGACCUCAUAAUUUCUAAAGAAGUGGGAGACAGGGCAGGAGAAGGAAUAGCGUACUGUAAUCUUGGCAACGCCUAUUACGGUCUUGGAGAUUUCCAGAAAGCGUUACAGUACCAUGAACGCGACCUCAAAAUUGCCAAAGCAAUAGGAGACAGGGCAGGAGAAAGAAAAGCGUACGGUAAUCUUGGCUGCGCCUGUCACAGUAUUGGAGACUUCCAGAAAGCCAUAGAGUACCAUGAACGAAACCUCAAAAUUUCCAAAGAAGUGGGAGACAGGGCAGGUGAAAGAAACGCGUACGGUAAUCUUGGCUGCGCCUAUAACUGUCUUGGAGAUUUCCAGAGAGGCAUAGAGUACCAUGAACAAAACCUCAAAAUUUCCAGAGAACUGGGAGACAGGGCAGGUGAAAGAAAAGCGUACAGUAACCUUGGCAACGACUAUGACCGUCUUGGAAAUUUCCAGAAAGCUUUAGAGUACCAUGAACGAUACCUCAAAAUUUCCAAAGAAGUGGGAGACAGGGCAGGAGAAGGAAAAGCGUACGGUAAUCUUGCCAACGCCUAUGAUAAUCUUGGAGAUUUCCAGAAAGCCAUAGGGUACCAUGAACGACACCUCGAAAUUUCCAAAGAAGUGGGAGACAGGGCAGGAGAAGGAAAUGCGUACGGUAAUCUUGGCAACGCCUAUGACAGUCUUGGAAAUUUCCAGAAAGCCAUAGGGUACCAUGAACGACACCUCAAAAUUUCCAAAGAAGUGGGAGACAGGGCAGGAGAAGGAAAAGCGUACGGUAAUCUUGGCAACGUUUUUAUAAAUCUUGGAGAUUUCCAGAAAGCCAUAGAGUACCAUGCACGACACCUCAAAAUUUCCAAAGAAGUGGGAGACAGGGAAGGAGAAGGAAUAGCGUACGGUAAUCUUGGCAACACCUAUGGUAGUCUUGGAGAUUUCCAGAAAGCUUUAGAAUACCAUGAAAGACACCUCAAAAUUUCCAAAGAAAUGGGGGACAGGGCAGGAGAAGGAAAAGGGUACUGUAAUCUUGGCUGCGCCUAUAACAGUCUUGGAGAUUUCCAGAAAGCCAUAGAGUACCAUAAACGACACCUCAAAAUUUCCAAAGAAGUGGGAGACAGGGCAGGAGAAGGAAAAGCGUACGGUAACCUUGGCAACACCUAUAACAGUCUUGGAGACUUCCAGAAAGCCAUAGAGUACCUUGAACGGAACCUCAAAAUUUCCAAAGAAGUGGGAAACAGGGCAGGAGAAGGAAAAACCUACUGUAAUCUUGGCAGUGCUUAUGACAGUCUUGGAUAUUUCCAGAAAGCCAUAGAGUACCAUGAACGAGGCCUCAAAAUUUCCAAAGAAGUGGGAGACAAGGCAGGAGAAGGAAGAGCGUACUGUACUCUUGGCAACGCUUUUAGAAAUCUUGGAGAUUUCCAGAAAGCCAUAGAGUACCAUGAACGAGGCCUCAAAAUGUCCAAAGAAGUGGGAGACAGGGUAGGAGAAGGAAGAGCGUACUGUAAUCUUGGCAACGCCUAUUACGGUCUUGGAGAUUUCCAGAAAGCCAUAGAGUACCAUGAACAACACCUGAAAAUUUCCAAAGUAGUGGAAGACAGGGUAGGAGAAGGAAAAGCAUACGGUAAUCUUGGCUGCGCUUGUAACUGUCUUGGAGAUUUCCAGAAAGCCAUAGAGUACCUUGAACGAGACCUCAAAAUUUCCAAAGAAGUGGGAGACAGGGCAGGAGAGGGAAAAGCCUACUGUAAUCUUGGCAACGCCUAUGACAGUCUUGGAGAUGUCCAGAAAGCCAUAGAGUACCAUGAACGAGGCCUCAAAAUUUCCAAAGAGGUGGGAGACAGGGCAGGAGAAGGAAAAGUGUAUGGUAAUCUUGGCAACGCUUUUAGAAAUCUUGGAGAUUUCGAGAAAGCCAUAGAGUACCAUGAACAACACCUCAAAAUUUCCAAAGAAGUGGGAGACAGGGCAGGAGAAGGCAAUGCGUACUGUAAUCUUGGCAACGCCCAUAUCAGUUUUGGAGAUUUCCAGAUAGCGGUUCACUGUUAUAAGAAUAGUCUCAUUGCCUUCGACCAUAUCAGGGGAAAUCUCAUAUCUAAUGACGAAUGGAAGAUUAGUCUUGGGAGUACUUAUAAUGAUAUUAAUUUGAAGCUAUGGGGGCUACAGUUGAAGGAAGGUAAAGUCGUUGAGGCACUUUUAACAGCUGAUCAUGGACGUGCGCAAGCCUUAAAUGAUCUUUUGGAGUUCAAAUAUGGGUUAAAAGGGUUAUCUCCAGAAAUAGGAACACUCUCUGCAACAACAACUGACAUUCUUAGUUACCUACCAUCAAAUACAGCUUUUAUAGGUAUCAACGAGGGAGAAAUAGUCCUCUGGGUGAACGAGAAAGGAAAAGAAAUCAAAACUAGAGGAACUCAGAUCGAUAUCUCCGUCACAACCUAUUUUCAGUCUCUAUUGGAGACUGUACAUGAAGAAAUAGGUGUGAGAGCUGAUGUUAACUGUGAAGAUCGCUCAUUAAGGAACCCGACCGAAAAACAGCUAGCGGAAAAAAGAUCCAGUAAGCCAAGGUCUCAUUCCUCAUCUUUUGAGACAAAGUCAUUGCAAACAUUUUACAAUGUUGUUAUGGACCCUAUAAGAGACUUACUCCAAAGCGAUGAGCUUGUGAUUGUUCCACAAGGACCUCUUUGUCUGGCCCCUUAUGCUGCUUUCAUGGACUUGGAAUCAAAGUUCCUCUGCGAAACUUUUAGAAUUCGCCUACUUCCCUCACUUUCUAGUCUGCAAUUAAUCCAAAAUUGUCCAGCAGAUUGGCACAGCAAGACUGGCGCUCUUCUUGUCGGCGAUCCGUGGGUACAGGAGGUAGUUUACGAAGGAAUGACGCUAGAACAGUUAGAGUGGGCUGAAAAGGAAGUGGAGAUGAUUGGGAAAAUUCUUCAAACUGAACCUAUCGUUGGAAAGCAGGCAACAAAAGAUGAAGUCUUAACACGUAUCUCCUCGGUUGCUUUGGUGCACAUUGCUGCUCACGGUAAAAUGGAAACAGGAGAAAUUGCCUUGGCCCCAAACACAACACGUUCAUCCGUGAAUCCAGCCAAGGAGGAUUACCUCUUAACUAUGAAAGAUGUUUUAGAGGCGCAAAUUAGGGCAAGACUUGUUGUACUUAGUUGUUGUCAUAGUGCCCGGGGAGAAGUCAAAUCUGAGGGUGUGGUCGGUAUUGCACGGGCAUUUUUAGGUGCUGGUGCUCGCUCUGUUCUGGUGUCCUUGUGGGCGAUCGACGACGAAGCUACUAUGCAGUUCAUGAAAGUUUUCUACCAACAACUAGUCCAUGGACGAAGUGCCAGUGAGGCUCUAAAUAAAGCCAUGAAAUCCAUGAGAGAAUCUGACCGCUUUAACGCAUUGAAGUACUGGGCACCUUUUGUUCUCAUUGGUGAUGAUGUAACGCUCGAGUUUGAGGGCAUCCAAUAAAUAGCAAGGUAUUUUGUGAUAUAUUUAAACCUUGGAUCAUAUUACGUGCUUUAUGAAACGUAAUUUUAGCAAGGAAUUAUUUUUGCCAUUUUUUUGAUCAACGAACUCAACCGGUGCCACGUAGCGUCAAUCUGCCAAUCACAUGUCAAGUUCACAACAACAAAGGUGUCUGACUUUGGUAGUUCUUUGGCAGAUAAACACUAGGCUCCAGGCUCAUGAUUUUUUCACAUUUCUAAGUGUCCGCGGUGGCCUCGUCUGAGUUCGUUCCACAGCAACUUACAGUCGAACCUGACGUAAGCGACGACCCAAAAUGCGAAGAUCAAAUUUCUGGUCCCUUAUUUUACGGAAGGUGGUCGCUUAGUCAAGUCUCCUACAAAUGGUAAAUCCUCUACUAAGCCUUCCGGGGGUUUAUUUAUUUCAAGAACGUUCUUGAGGGGGGAGGGGUUUAUUUACUUAAGGGAAGAUUGUGAUAUCCAUUCCCCGUAAAGAACUAUAAGAACCGAAAGUGGAAAAGCUCAGGCAAACGAAGUCGGAGGUCAUCAAGCCGAAGAUCAAAAUCAAAUGCGAACUUUCAGCUCAUGAAUAUUGGAUGAUCAGUCCACUUGAAAUGUUACAGUCGUGAUAAAUUAAUACAUCUAUCAUCCGUCUAUUAUUUAAGAAUAGGGAGAGGAUGCUGGAAAGAGAUAGGAGGUUUAAAAUUCCUCUGAAAAGGGGAGCCUAUUAGAGAGGGGGGGUUAAUGUAGAAUUUAUGGUAUGCAAGUUUAUAUAAAUCUGCAAUAAGUCUAAUCAUUGGUUGAAGUUUUAAUAAGACCCUUUGCUCUUGACUAAUAGAUUUAGGGCGUGUUCGAUUCACCGUAUUCCGCGUCUCAAAUAAAAAUAAAUGGAGUCACUCGCUAGAAAUCACUUGUUCUGUCUUAAAUUGUGCUUCAAUAUCUACAAAACUGCUGGUAAUGAAGCAUUCUGGUCUAAAUAAGCUUAAAAUGGUUCAAAAAUUAGGUUGUAGAAGAGGUUUGUAACAAAAUUUUUGCGUAUUCUUAUUCCGGAGUACGAUCAAUCGAGCGCGCUCUUAGAAGUCAGUUGUCAAAAUGUUAUGCCUCGCCAGAUGAAAUCACUAUCCUUUUCUUUUGUUAGCUUGCUAAUGUUGCUUUGUGCUGUUGUUGUUUUUGUCGUAUAGGUAUGAUGAAGAAUGCAGUGAAGCAGUUCCUAACUAUCUGAAGUUGAAGUCAGUUUCUUGAUUUUUGUCGCAAUUUUGAGGUGGAGCGUUCCUCGCAGGAAUAGGAACACUUUAUCCCGAAGAGAAAAUUAAAUGCUGUUGCUAAAUAAGUUGAAGCUUUGCGUAGUUUGAAACUGACAGUGUACGUUUCGUAGCUUAUUUUACGACUAGUCGUGUGCACUUGAAACUUCUUUUACAGUCACCUGAAAAAUAUCAGGAAUCAGUAGUCAAUUUCUGCUAUUUUCAUUGAUACCACAUUGGACAGAGGCAAUUUAGACUAGCAAUUUAAUAUAGUUCGUCACUGUUAUACUAUUUACACAGUUGUAGUUUUUAAUUCUUUUGGCAGAUUGGUGUCUAGAUUGGUCACCAUUCUAAUACUAAAGUCAAAUUCCCUGUUCAGUCAUUAUGUUAAAUCACUAAUGAUUGCAGUUUUACAUUUACUUGUCUUUUUGAUAGAUGAAGGAUUUCUAUUUCAUAGCCCAGGCUUUUUUGCGUUCCCCACGUUGUUUUUACCAUCAAGUUUUCUGUUUUCUCUUAUCGACACCUUUUACAUACAAGAGGUUAAGCCAGAGAGAAAAAAGAAAGACAACUAACUAGUGAACUGAUUAAACUGCGUAAUUGUUCAGUGCCUGGUCAAAACAAAUUGAAGAGUCCGUUGAUCUCUGUUAUGUAGAAAAAAGAAUUUCCAAGUUUGAUUUAAGUCUACUUGACUUUUAAUUAUACAUCUGUAAAGAGAAUACGUUUUACACCUGACCUAAAUUGUACCUAUAAAAAUUAACUUCUCUAAAUAAAUUUAUCGUUUUGCGUAUCUAAACUGGUGUCUAUAAUAAGUGUCAAAGCAAUGAUGUGGAACUUAAUUGUAAUGCUGACAAGGAACGUAUACCUUCUUGCGUAAGGUUAUUAACCACUGGCCUACAAAUGUGGUAUACCUCACUGAAGAGGUGUCCUGAUUGGCUGAUCGAAAUCUUGGUUAAUAAGUUUUUUACACGAAAUGGAAAAUUGAAUCAACUUAGAUAAAAUAAAAAAAUAAAUAGGAUUCCUUAUUAGACAACGUUUCUGAUAUAGGGUUGUCUAUUGAUACCACCUGUUGAAUGUAGCAGGCGUAGCAACUUCAAAAAGCGUUGCAAGCGUAGUCAACAUAGCAAGGGCAGAAAGUGUAGCAAGCAAACGUAGCAAGGAUAGUAAAUAUAGCAAAUGAACUGUAGCAAGCGCAGCAAGUGUAUCGUAGCAAGCGUAUAGCAAACGAAACAAGUGUAGCUAGCAAGCGUAGAAAUUGUAGCAAGAGUAACAAGUGUACUCAUACAUGAGGUAAGACGUUACCGUUAAAGCAAGCAAUGGAUACCAGGGGUUUUUCCCCCUCUACUUCGUUUAAACCACGGAUCUACGUUUAUAUCACAGGUCCGCAUUUCUCGAGACUCCCGAAAGACUUACAUCAUUAAAAAUAAUCGGAUUUCUAACAUUUUUUGACUAUUUUUAGGAAAGCCCCGGCUAUAAAAUGGAAAAAUAAAUUGGGAAAAGUGCUAGAAAACAAACUUGAAAAAUUAUCUUUGGGCAUGAAACGUUUCCCCCAGUUUUGAGAGACGCACAUCCUGUGGUUUUGAUAUUGCCUCAUUCCGUUACUGCGACUUCACCAAUUAAACGUCAGAAGCUCUGGGAAUGGCUGGAGUCCGGUUAAUAGAGUUUUGGCUGUAUCUUUGUCUACCUGUUAUAAGAAAUUCAAGCUAAAUUCAGCCUCCAGCAAAUAUGAAAGCAGUACAAACCAGCUGCAAUCCUUGCACGAUUAAAAUGGACAACCUUCCUCAGUUCCAGAAUAUUUUUGUCGCAUGACAUUUUACAUUGAAAAUCAGUACGUUUCCCGUCUUUAUGCCCUUUUCAGGUUUCUAGUUUCUAAGUGGUACAAAGGAAGGUUGUUUAAAGGGACGACGUUCCUACCCCUAAACUGAACUAUACUGUAAAAGAUCCAUUAAACCCCUGGGGUAUGUGUGCGUCUUGGUAAAUAAAUGUGCCAAAAUAUAUACAUUACGAUUUCGUCCCCGAUGUCAAUGUCGAUGUUGUAAAAGUGGUCCUAAACUUGCAUAGAGAGCUUAGAUUUACGCCCUUCUGCUUGAUCUUGCCUGGGAUAAAACGUUUUCGGCAAAAAAUAAUUGAUAACAAACCCUUCAAAGGUGUUGCUUGUAUUAUGUGUAUGAUUGAACUAGAUAUGGUGCGCACUUAGUAGGUUGAGUGUGCCUUUUGGUCGAGGGUCGAGGGUAACUAGUCGAGGGUCGAGGGUAAAUGGUCGAGGGUCGAAAAAUCCUCCACAAUUAUUUUUGAACGUCGUCAAAUCAAAAUUUCGUGUUUACUCGAGUUUCCGGUACCUGUUUUAUUUUUACGUUAACACCUAGGGGCACGUGUAUCAUUUGUCUUUGUAACACUCGAGUAAAUAAUAUUGAAUAUUCAUAGCACACAUGGUUUUGUUGUCUAAUAUUUCACUCGCUUAUAACUAAUUGAGGGUCGAAAAAUCCUCCACAAUUAUUUCUGAACGUCGUCAAAUCAAAUUUUCAAGUAGGCUCGUGUUUACUCGAGUUUCCGGUGCUUGUUUUAUUUGUCUUGUGUUGUUUAUAAGUUUUAGAAUCCCACGUUGAUGAAGGUGAUAUUACAUUAACAUCUAGUGGCAGGUGCAUCAUGUAUCGUUGUAACACUCGAAUAAAUAAUAUUGAAUAUUGAAAGCAGAGACCCAAUGGUUUUCUUGUCUAACGUUUCACUCGCUUAUGAAAAGGCUGCUAAUCUGGUAACUUUCACUGUUUGUAUCUAAUAUUUCCCACGUCCACUAGUUUUGUCCUAUGUGAGACUUGGGUCAGCGUGAUUAUUUUACUAAUUACUACCUGUAAGACAAAAACAUGGAAAACUCAACGAUAUCAACGUAAUAAACACAACUUGUCAAAUGCCGCAUUCACAGACUUCACAGGCUGGCAAACAACUAUAGCAAAUACUAACAAGAAAUUCACACCAUCGGUUUAAAGCCUCUUGAAAUUCCGAAAUGAAAGCGAAGUACGGAGGAGUAAUGGAAGAGAUCGAAACAAUGGUACUUUUAAGGGGUAUAUAUCCCAGACCCACUACAUUUUCGAUUGCUCCGGAAAACGAAACUUGAAACUGCAAAUAUCACGCAACUGAAUAAGCAUGACAAUAAGCUUUAUCGACUCAGUUAAAGAGUUAAUUGGUUACUCCUAAUAUGCAGUUCCAGAGAAAUAAAGCUUAAGCUGAAGUGGUGUAUCGCCAAAAAUUUUAGCAAACCUCGGUACAAGAAGUACCGUUGUUUUGCCUCUUCCUCGUGAAAUUUUGAAAUACCGCAGGCAUGCGGCAAUUACACCCAUUCAAUUAAAAGCCUACUUAAAAAAAUAUUUAGGCUGUUAAGCGUGUUGACGUAAUUGCGCUGGUCAUCAUCCAAUGAGUUGUAAAGCUCAUACCUGACGUAAACUUGGCCGGAAAUAAGCGGAUUCUUUUUGGUUAUAUGAGCCGCUAUGGGAUGAUAAUACGUGUUUGACUAGUCCUGAGUCCUGACUGUGUAUUAGCUGACCUGUUGCAGAAUCUUUUCCGGUUACCCGUUUGUCUACAUGCUUUAUUAUAAUAUUACAGGGUGGAGUUUUUUACUUACCACCCAGCUUAUAGUUAAAGAAAAUUAGAGCUGAGAUCCUGCUUCAAAGUUCUCAGUCAACAGUUUAAUGGUAUUAUGGUAUUUAUUGAACUUCCUGUCACGCUUCUUUCCUUUGGUUGCUUUAUUUGGGAAUUUUAGGUUUUAAAUUGAAAAAAAAUACAGAAAUAAUUGUGGAGGAUUUUUCGACCCUCGACCAUUUACCCUCGACCCUCGACUAGUUACCCUCGACCCUCGACUAGUUACCCUCGACCCUCGACCAUUUACCCUCGACCCUCGACUAGUUACCCUCGACCCUCGACCAUUUACCCUCGACCCUCGACCAUUUACCCUCGACCCUCGACUAGUUACCCUCGACCCUCGACCCUCGACCAAAAGGCAAACUCCUCCCAAGUAGGGUUGCGAGUAGUGUAUAAGGUAGGGUAGGGUUGGCUAGAGACUAUUAGUAAGGGCUUAUAAUCAGAAACUGCGCUUUUAUUGGAUUGUUCGCACUGGUGACUCAUUUAACUUGAAGUUUACUCUGAUGACCAAACGAUUAUUUUAAACUUGAAAGGAAUUCUGCUGCCUCAUACAUACUUACACAGAAACCUCCUUAAGACCGUCACUAUUUUGCUGCUAAAAUUCCCUUUAUAUUUUCCUCUUAGAAAUAACAUUUAGUGUUUAUUUAUUUGGAGAAGGUAGGCGGCAAUUUUAUUUUGAGGCACUUUUGACGAAAAAAAACGUCUAAGUCCCUAUGACAUAGCUCCUCUGACAUUUGAUGUCAGAGAAAAUUUAUAGGUAUUGCAUGUAACAAGAAAGCGUCAAAGCAAAAUCCUAACCCAAAUUUAGCGUGAAGUGUUAACCGCUUUCUCGCCCGACACAUUACGCUAGUUAACCUUAAAAUCCAGUCCCAAUCUCGACAGAAACGCGAGUCCCGUUUGCUACUAAACCGACUUGAAAAAUGCUUCUCGGGCCCUAAAUGUUUUCAAGAGUUUUGAUAAACGUACGGUUGCAAAGUUGUAGGGAGCUCUGAGAAGAGAACGUCAGCAAUUUAUUUCUGGUCAACUUAGACUUAGACUCUUAGCCGUGGACGUAACGAAACUUUAGCUUGUGUUGAGACUCAUCGGUCAUUGAUACGUCAAACUUUGACCAACUUCAUCUUACAGAUGGGGUUAUUAUUAUUUCCUUUAUGACAUUUUCUGUUUUACCAUGUGAGUUUUAGACGGGUCAGUUUGAGGGAGUUGUGACUCAUGUGUUAGCUCAUCUACGGUCAGCGUUUGAUCGAACAUCUGACAUCUAACAGUCGUCCAUCACUAUCAAUCAACAAAAGUUAUUUGCAAUUGAUGAGCCACGUUUUACCUGGAUUCAGUGCGCAUUCUACUACGGCUGUACAUCAUGUUCAAUGAGGAAUCUACGGUGGCCCAUAUAGAGGACAUUACAAUUUUUUUUUUCGUCAAGUUAUCGUGCGAUUUAGUUUACUUUGUCUGAGAAAGUUCGAGCUCGCGAUAGUUUUCUUUGACUGAAAAAUUUAUCUUUUUAAACCUCGAAGAUCAAGCAAGUAAUCUACAAACAUGCAGCAUGGCGCACACGUGUUUCGCUCUGCUAGUAAUCUCUGUGCUAUUUGCGUUAAUUCAUUUAUCAAGCGCCGUCCUACCGCCUUUUAUCGGUGAUGAUUUGCAUCAUGAAAUAGCUAGCGGAGAGAGACGAGCUAAUCAGGAGUUACUUCAGUAUGGGUCUGAAUUAUUCUGAAAUACCAUUCUAAGCAAAGUAAAAAAAGGUACAAUAAUAUAAAAUAAAAGAUUUUAUUUCGGAUCCAAAGUUUUCAUCCAACCUACAUGGAUUUCAUCAUCCGGCAUAGCUGUUUUUUUCCGACUCCACAGUUUUUUUCAAAUGGAUGCAAGGUUUUUAUUCCUGAGAUCCAAAAUUCUUGCUGGGGAUCCAAAGUCAUUACGCCGGAUCCAAGGUUUUACUUCAGGAUCCAAAGAUCCAAUCCAAUAUAAUAUUCCGAUACUGGAAUUUGAACACGUGGCAAGUUUAAAAGACUGUUGCUCGAAAUUCUUGAAUCAAGGAAAGAAUUUUUUCUGUGCCGGUGUUUAAGAUCACUUCUUAUGGCAGAACGGCAACAAAAUCAGUAGAUCUAAUUAGCAAACAAAAAAAAAUUCACGUGCAGCACUCAUUUUUGUAUUUUUAAACAAACAUCAAAGCCAAAAAGUUCUUGCACAGGCAAUCCAGCCAGAAAAAAAUUCUUUCGAGGCAAAAAACCCCCCCCACCCCCCAAUUACUUUUCUAAUGGUCCUUCCCUAACUGACCAAGUGACCCCCAGCAGCUCACCACUCAAAACAUAAACGGGAUUAAAAUGUGGCAAUUUAAAUACAAUAAUAAGUCAAUCCAUUAAACGGAUAAACUUCAAAGCUUGAUGUUCUCUUGAGUUUUCUAUAAUUGUUGACUGAAUUAAAAAGAUUUCGUCAGUCUUUGCUUCUCAGUUUUGUCACACAAGAAGUUUCUAAAGUAGUCAGCAUAUCCUUUAGGAAUAAGAUCUUCUCCUUCAAGUAUCUCAUCGAGAUAAAUUUGGCUCGGUUUUAGCCCCUCUUUAACAUACUUUUCAUAAGCUUGAUACGCUGUCGCAUCCACGAUUUCGCCGCUUUUUCGUUCCACCUGUACGUUCACUCUCCGAAGCCUCCCUGCUUCGUGUUCAUCUAACUUGGCUAAACUUCCUUUUAAGCAGAUGUACAAGGCACCAUAAACGGUUGACUCCUUAUCUGGGAUAAUAUUAGCAUAACCAAAGCCAUCGUCUUUCCAUAUGCAGAAUACGACGCGAAAUCCUUGAAGCACUGCGCUUUCGCGAGAGAUGAACCUAGUGCCGCGUUCCCGCAUUUUUCUUGCGCUCAGAUUUGACCCAAAAGCAAAGUAAAGCUCUGUUUCUUCCAUAGGUGUACAGUGUCCUUGACUGUUUGAUACCAAGCUGUGGUCGCUGAUGAAAAUGAGUCACACUUGAUCGCUCUAGUGUGCGAUGAUGCUCACAGUUGCAUCUCAUUAGCUCAUUAGCUGUCCCAGGCGUUUCAAAGUCAUGGAGUGACGUGAAGGAGAGUGUAGCCUGCGUAGCUGGCGGGAUUAUUGUGCCUGGGGUACUUUCUUGGCGGCGGACCUGCCAUUCGAAACGAGUGAAAGGUGAAAAUCCCUAAUCUUCACGCGACUUCGCCGCCAAAAAACUACAGCACUCGCGGCUAAAUCACCAGCUACGCAGGCUAAGGAGAGUGUGAGUCUCCGUUCCCUUCUUCGUGCCGAUCCCUUUCCUUUCUUCUCUUCAUGAGUCACCACUUUAUGAAUUUGGCACCCCAUGUAUGGUAAUCAUCCUAGAAUACGAACAGUCUCUCUUUUUUCUUAAUAGUCCGUCGAGCAAAAGGCGCGAGACAAGCAAAUGAACAUGCGCAUAAAUGAAGGCGCGAGAAAGGAGAGCACGUUCCUCGCCUCUUUCCUUCCGUCUUUCGCGCGCGCGCACUUCCCUCACUAAAUCGGAAGAAAAAGAGAGACUGCUCACAGUUUAUAAUCAUCCGGAAUCGGGGAAAUUUUUGAGUUUGGAAUCCGGAAUCCUGGGCUUUGGAAUCCCUAAUUUAGCUAAAAAAAGAAAUACGGAAUUCUGCUGCCGUUAACUGAGAAAAUGCUUUUGAACAAAAGAAAAACAAACCCAGAUUUUGGAUAUCUCAAGGAAUUACGUCUUGCACAAGACUCUUUGCAGAUGAUAUGAAGGUGGAUAGGGUACUGAGGGACACUAAGCAAGAUGUGGAAGAACUCGGCAGAAAGAUCUUACUCGUUUGGAAUAUUGGGGCAAUUGAGAUUUAACACUGAUAAAUGCGAAGUGAUGCGUAUUUCUAAAAAGACAAACACCGUCGUCUCAAGCUGAGGAACCUGAAUUGAUUUAGUUAUUGGAAAUCAUGCAUUGCACACGCAAUCUACAGAUUAGUCAGGUAUCCGCUAGCAGAUAACUAACUAAUCUGUAGGUUCUGUAGACUAGGUUGCACUGAUUUCCAAAAUUAGCUAUAGGCUUUUAGCCAAUGAAAAGACAGAUAGUGGUUAUAGGUGGCCAAGAUUUUGGAAAAGGGGAAAUAAUUAUUUUCAUCCUGGAGUAGGCCUGGGGAAUAGUUUCGAAGGCUCGAUCAAGAGACAAGCUGUACAGCGGUCAUAACCUAAAGCACAGGAAAAUUCAAGAUGGAGGACGGUAAGCGUGCUUUCCCACUGGCUUAUUGCUUAAAUUUAUCCUUAAUUUGUCUCUAUUCAAUGUAAAAAAUGUUUUCUUUAUGUUAUUAAGUCUUUGGUGAUAUUAUUUCACGAAAAUGAAACGUUUGCAACUGUACGCGGCGUUGAUUUUCACCUUUUUCGUGAUUGUUGGUCUGGUUUGCAGCGGUAUGUCGAUGAGUUGUUCUUCUGAUUUCAACUAAUCUCACUAGUAUUACCUAUCCUUAAGGGUUACUUCAAUUUAUUAUUGGGUUCAAGUGCUAGCAGAAUUUCUGCCACUACUCUCAUAAGUAACCAUGAAAAAUGUACCUUUUUCCUUUGUAAAUAUCAUUUUCGGUUUACGAAUUUUCUCAAAAUUCUAUCAGUAUGAAAUGUAUUUCUUUUAGUUGUUGACCAGUUGUUUAGCUCAGUUUCCAUUGGGAUCAUUAGACCCUUUAUCAGCCGCUCCUUGUGAAUUUCACAGUACUUGACACUGAACAGCUUACUCGUGGCGGCUUUUUUCGUUUUCUUUGAGGUUUAUAGGUUUACCAAGAUUUAAUUUGUACUAAUUGUACUUUUGCAUUGCUUUUUCAAAAUGAUCUGGCAUCGCUUUACUUUGUUAAUUUUUUGCUCAGCAUAUCUUGUUAGUGCUUAUGAUUUAUUUUAAAUCUAGCUAUUCUUAGUGCUCUGUAUCUGUAUUUUUUGCAUAUAUCCCCUGUAUUUUGGUGCUUUUGCUGUAACUCUUAUUGGUAUAAUAAACAAUUAUUUCUUUGUUAACGUAAAGUUCCCUGAGCACAUAUGCAAGUGUAAUUAGAAAAAAUAAUUUUAACAAAAUGAUCUAGACAUUAUCUCUGUUAGUGCCUGGAAAAAUACUUGUAAAUCCAUGACAAAAAGUUCUUUAUACAUUGUACCAAGGUGAAACUAACCUUUUAGUUUUCUAUGUUGUUUUGGUAGAUCUUGAAUUGGAGCAUGAGGGAGCAGCCCCAGGAUCGACCUCACAGCCAGUUAGGCGAAACAUUUCUUUAAAACUGAAAGCAAAGAGCAAGUCAGCAAGCUCAUUGUCAUCUGGGAAAAGCAAGAAAAAGGAAGGAAAAAGUGGAGAAAAGUCUAGGACAGGAUCUGAAGGUAAAGAAGCCAAUUUUCUUUCAACGUUGUACAAUGUAUGUCUGGUUUUAAGCCUUGCUGUCAUGUUGUUUCCUUAGACAAGAAACGUUAGUCCACUUUGUCUCUUCACCCAGGUGUAUAAAUGGGUACCUGAGGCAUGCUGUGUGAAGUUUGUUGAGAGACACACACUCUUGAGCAUCUCUGUCAAUAAGAGCCUGAGACAGUGGAUUCCCUUUGGCUACUAUGAGCAUGAUCCCUGGAUACUUUCAUAAGAAAAUGGAAUAUAGAAUAUAGAACCAAUACAGUGUUUGAAAAAUCUUGAAGUCCAGCUUGUCCUUGGGGCAAGCAGCUCUCAUAUUUUGCUUGGUUAGAGCCACCUCUUCCUUGUCUUAGUUAAUGAUUUUAUUAGAGGAUCAGUUGUUUUUACCUGGGUUAGUGAGCCUUAAAAGUUACUUGUCCAGCAAGAAAAUCCACGUGACCAGGACUACUGGAUGGGACUUGUUUUGAGCCCUGCAACAGAAAUUUGUUGCUGUUCAUUUCCCUGCCUACAUAGGAAAAACAACUUGAAAUCUGAGCAACAGCCCUGCUUGAGGAAAUAAGCAACAUUGACAAGUUUUUCAUUUUUCUGUUAAUGUUUGUUUAUUCAAAAGAGACAAUCAAUAUUACAGUGGAACCUCGAUAUAAUUAAACUCUGUAUAACAAAGUCCGGUGUAACGAACGAUUUUCUUUACCCCAGUCGUAGUAAGAUAUGAAAAAGAACCUUGAUAUAAUGAAACCUCGUUGAUAUGGUAAACACAUUUUGCCAGUCGCCUGGCCCUUCGUUAAAUCGAGAUUCCACCGUACAGAUGUUUCUAGAACCUUCUGGAAAAACCUAAUUGGAAAAACAGGUUUUUCAAGAAUGGUCUUUUUGUUGUUACAUCUUACCUGUUUUCACCCUUUUGUCACUAACUGAUCUGUCCCGGAGUUCUCUUGUAUUUUGGCUCAUAAAGUUUUUGAAAACUUCCAAAGCUCUGGUAAAUUUAUUAAGUUGAAUGGCAACAAGGGUGUCCCUGUGAUGAGCAAGUAUCCUAUCCAGAGAGGUUAGCCAUACUCCUACAGAGUAGAUUCCUCAUGCUACAGAAAUUAUGUUAAGCUCUGGAUAGUUGGGCCUCAAAAUGUAGGUCUGCCUUUGCCUGCUUUUGCAUAGAGUUACACUGCUCUAUUGGAUGUUAAUUCUUGACUUCAGUUGUACUGUAAUUUAGUGUGUACUGUAAGUGACAAAAUUCUAUCCUUUAAGUAAAAUUUCUUGUAUUGUUUUUAAAGAAUUUGUUAUUCAUGUGUAUCAUCUGGCAGACAACUAUGAUUUUUUGUAAUGGAAUAGAAAAAGAGUUGUUUAUUUGUUUAAACAAAUCCUGGUCAAAAUUUUUUGAUUAUUUAUUUUUUCCUGGAUUUGUGUAAAAGUUGUUCAGGUAGAGGUCAUAGAGUAUAGUUAGGUUGUAAUGACAGGUUGUGCAGUUUUCAGAUGAUAAGAUUCAAGUAAAAUCGAGUAAACUGCAUAUGCAACAUUUCACUAGAUUGUUAAAAGUCGUCUUAGCUGCAAGAUUAUACUUUUUGAAGCCCUGGAUAGUUAUUGCCAAGGAGCUGCGAGGCAAGAGCAUAAUAAAGCCCUGUGCAAAAGUUCCAAGGCAUAAUGAAUCUCGAAGUGAUGUAACAUCGGUCAUGUUGAAACGCAGACCAUGCAGACUGCAGACUGCAAACUGUGCAGACUGUGCAGACUGAGUGUUAUUUUUUUACUUGUACCUUAAUGUUCUAGUAAAAUUUUUACUAUAGUUUCCUGCUUCCUCUCAUUACAUGUAUGUAUGUGCACUGUGCAUCACCAUCAUAUGUGCACUGAUGUGUACCUGCAAGGGUCAUGGGUAGGAAAUGAGAAAAUCACGGGCUCAUGUUUACCGGCCGAUGGAAAAGCAGUUUCGCGUGCUUUUAGCUGUGCCGCUUUCACGCAGGAGCGAGCACAAUGGAGGAAGGUAAGCUGUUUCUUUCUGUAACUGUAUUAUAUUGCCACAAUUAUUUAUUUUUUUAGUAGAAGAAGCUUUCUCUGGUUAAGUGACUUAAAAUAAAACCCUUUUCGGCUUCCGACAUUUCCUCAAUUUCCUUGAUUGUUGAUGAUCGUCUUUGGUUUCACUCUGUAAUUCAAACCGGUGACUUGCGGUCAUUUCUUCAAAUCUUACAGAUACCAAUGUCAUCAUUGUUAGCUCGGGAUAUCAAACUGAGACGUUUGAGAGAUGGGCCUUGCUUUAAAAUGUGUAAAUAAAUCAACAGUACAGUAUAUCUACCUAAAAAUAAAUAUAAUUCUGAUUUCGACGUGUUUGGCGGUUCCAUAAGUGUCAGAAUUAAGAGAAGAAGGGCAGCGACUUGAAACUUCUCACACAUAAUAUUCAAUAAAAAUUAAGACAAAAUAAACCUAAAAUACACGGCAGGGGAUCUAGUUCAAUGCGCAUUAAAACCCCCUCCACAUCCUCGAGUUGUACAAAUAAUACAUUUGUUACUAAUGAACUAUUUAGUUUUGGAACUGCAUAAACAAGAACCAUGAUACUCGAACAAGAUUGUCGGUUUCAAACCACUACCACUUAUUGGCGUGAAUGCAUGGAGCAAAUACAAUUGUCAGUCCCCAGUGAAAACUCGCCCAGAAGGACACUCUUGAGAAUUGAAUAAAAAAAUACAUAAACAAAAGUCUUACCGAAUCUUCCGAGCUAGCAACGAUGACAUCGGUAUCUGUAAGAUUUGAAGAAAUGACAGCAAGUCACCGGUUUGAAUUACAGAGUGAAACCAAAGACAAUCAUCAACAAUCAAGGAAAUUGAGGAAAUGUCUCUCUCGUAGCCGUUGUAGGAAGCCGAAAAGGGGUUUAUUUUAAAUCACUUAACCUGAAAAAGCUUCUUCUACUAAAAAAAUUUAAAUAAUCAUGGCAUAUAAUACAGUUACAGAAAGAAACAGCCUACCUUCCUCCAUCGUGCUUGCUCCUUCGGGAAACUAUAGUAAAAAUUUUACUAGCAAAUUAAGGUACAAGUAAAAAAAAGUAACACUCAGUCUGCACAGUCUGCACAGUCUGCACGGUCUGCAAUCUGUAGUCUGCAUGGUCUGCGUUUCAACAUGACCGAUGUAACAUAGUAGUGUAAGGUAACUUCUAUGGUGUAAUGCAGAAGAGAGAAUGCAUUGUUUCUGAGCAAACAUGUGCGCAGAAUAAUGCAUGAGUGCAUUCCAUGACAGUAAAUGACGGACACAUGACUAACCUGCAGCAUGCAUUCUCAUAAGUUAUGGUAAUUCAUAACAUUUCUGAACAAAUUGAACAGGGUGUGCGUAUAAGUAAAAUCGUUGCUCAUUGGCGCUUAGUGAUAGCUACAUGUAUAACAAGUUUUCUUCUUAUCUAUUUGUCAUAUCUAUUAGGUGAUAAGAAAAGUAAAAGGAAACAGAAAUCCCCUGGAACAGCUGCAGCAGCUCAAGUGGUUGUCAUGAAAGAACUCAAGUGGGAUCAUCAAGUAUGUACUAUUAAUUUUAUGAUUUCUGCUCAUUCAGCCCCUAUUUGCAGGGUGUAAAGAAAGUCAGUUUUACAGCCUGCCAUUCGAGCAAGCUGUAGCAAGCAUUAAUUUACUAGCUAGCCCAAAAGUCAUUUCAGCUAGCCCCAAAACCCUUUUUGAUUAGCAGGAUUGAUUACAAUCCUUCUGUAAUUUGAAUUUCCCCAAAGCACAGCACUUGCCUGUUGGGCAAGUUAAGAACAAAAUUCACUAGCACGAUGCGAUAGCAAAAUCCACUAGCCCUAGGAUAUCGGACUUGACUUUCUUUGCAGACUGUAUUUGUAAGUCAUGAUCAUUCACGGUAACUAACCUAAUAGAAGUCCACUUCUACAUAAACACCCCCUCAACGCUGUUGAAAUUACAUAAACACCCCCUCAACGCUGUUGAAAUUUUAUUAGAUGCCCCUGUCUAAUUCUUGGCUUGCACAUGACGUCACUAAAAAUCAAACUAAGAAACUAUCGAUUCUUCUUGGUUCCAAGGGGUUCUUCGUUUUGUGAGAGAGGACGCUUGAAUUUCCAGGCUUUUGCGUGACGUGGCAUUAAGCUGAUGGCCAGAAAAACUCUUAUGUGGGUUAAAAACAAUUACCAAGUUUGGGAGAUUUGCUAUCUAAACAUUCCUUGUCUCAGAAUAAAUAUUACUUUAAUCUUUAUGAGUUCCUCAAGCAAAGAAUUCACACAUUAGUAAGAAAACUCGAAAACAGAUGUUUCUGUUGGUAUCCGGCGGCCAUAUUGGUGUCUCUGAAAGGGACUCCCACAUCGUGUUUUCAUACAAAGCUUUAUAAUUAUUUAGGUAAUUAAUUGUUUUUCCGAAUAUCUCGCAUUUGAAAUAUUGUACAAACUUGAUUUUUGGCAAGACAUUUUGUAUAUUUGUCUUCUUUCAUUUCCCAGAUUCUAGAUGUUAUGUAUUGAAUGGUUUGCAUUUUUAUUUUUCAUUGUGUGACAGUGCACCGAGAAUAGGUAGAUGGCUCCCCAUGAGAGUUACUCCAAAAUACUAGGAAUAAGCAGAAAGGUGCAAAAUCAUUCAAUUCAUUCAGUUUCUUGCUUGAUUAACAAGGGUAAAUGUGUAUUUUAUCUUGUUCAAUGUCAAGUUAAAAAUGAGGAUAGACUAAUGAUGGCUACGCAAUAACAACGAAUGUGGAUUCUAACAUCGAUGUUGGGAUUUGAAAAAGAGCGAUAUGGAUCUCUAGAGGGCCUAGACGUAUCAAUUGAUGGAGUGGAUAUAUCACUAUUUUUAAACUCUCUUGAUAUUUUUGCCAAAAGCAAGUUAGUUUUGUUGAGCUUGUUACAGUUACGAGAAUAAAUGCCUCUGUCAUUUAAAUUGCCUCCUACAUGUAUCUAUUAAACGCCCCCACUUGGACCCCUAGAGUUAACUAGACGCCUUGGGCAUUUAUUAGGUCAUUUACAGAAGACCCCAAAAUUAAGUCAUUAAUUUUUUAUUAUUUUAGCCCCAAACAUAACUUAGGCUCUUACGUUUCUGUUAUCAUAUCAGUUUGUCAUUCAAACAAGACAUUUAGGUUUCAAAAUAGUUUAGCUUAUCCUCCUGUCUUCCUCACAGAUUUGGCCUAUUGGGCAAAAAGUGCAAGAUCCACUUUGUGAAAAGUGCUCCUUCCCAAUCCUUGUUUGUAACAAGACUAAUUACUUAUGUUAUUAUUUACUUAUCAGCGCCGUAGCUAGUAUGAGACCAACCGAGGAACUCGCCUCGGUAAAAUUUUGACGAAUUUCACCGAUCAUUUUUAUUUUACAUAAGCGAUCAUCGGAUAUUUUUAACGCAUCAUGAUAUUACAAAGAAUUCAGCAAUUCAGUCAAUAUACUAUGAAAAAUUAUCAUAUCAUCGAUCUCAAGGGGCUACAUACGUUAACUCCAAUUUUUUUUGAACAAAUACUGAUCAAAACCAUUGGCGAGGUUAACGGUCACCCAGAUUAUGUAGCUUGUUUCUGAUUAUUGCUUUUUAAAUUCCACUUAAAUUAACUUGAAAAAAAGUUACCGAAAGGCCCAGAAAACGCUGCAAAUCGCAUUUCCGAGAGACUAAAGUUCAAAAUUUCGAGGGGGGGGGCAUGCCCCCGAACCCCCCUAGCAACUCCCGCCUGCCUCGUCGGUUGGCUGUUUGGUCUGGCUACGGCACUGCUUAUGUACUCGUCUUAUUAACUACCAGCGUGCAAAGAAAGUCAUGUCCAAUAGCCCGGUGAGCCGACUAGUGGAUUUUAAUAUUGUUAUCAGGCUAGUGAAUUUUGUUCUCAAUUUACCCUAUAGGCAAACAAAUUUCUUUUAGGAAAUUCACAUUACAGAAGAACUGUAAUCAAUCCUGCACUCAUGAAAAAUUUUUUUCGGCCUAAUUAAAAUGACUCUUGUAUAGCAAUUCAAAAUAAUCGAAAAUGAUAAUUUUUCCCUGUCUUGUUGUGCAAUGUCCUUUAGGUCUCAUCAUGUUUGGAGGGGAGUUUUUGACAAGUUUUGUCCCAGAAAUUGGGGUUCACUAACGUAUGAAAGAACAUGGGAAAGAUCCACUAUGGAAAAUCAAGUAUGAACAACAUUUUAUAUAUUUAAGAAUUUCCUUUAUUAAGAGUCAAAGUGAUGUUAUAAAGUCAUUUGGUUGGUAAGACCAAGUGUGAAAAUAAUAUUUUUGACGAGAAGAGUUUGUAUUUUCAGGUAUACUUCUAAUGGAAGUACACUAUUUUCUGCCUGAGACAGAGGAGCUGUUCGCAAGUAAGUCAUAUUCUGUGGUAAUUGGCAUUAGUGAUCUCUUGACUAGCCAUUAACAAUAUUAAUUUGCAACUAUUCUUAUUAAAAUCAACCAGAUGUCAAUUACUGUUAAAUGUCUAAAACUUAGCUCCUAUUAUGUAGCCACCCCUCUUUUUAGCCAGGACUACUGAAAUUAUCAGUAAAUCAUUGAAAACAGAACAUCUGUUAAUAUUACUGUCAGCGCUUACCCUGAAGGCUUAAUUAUCAAUCAACAGAGGUUAGACUGUAGGCCUAGGUACAACUUGUUAUUUUUAAUAAUUAAAUUCAAAUCUUACUUUGUAGCUGUCACUUUCUUCAAAAAAAAUUCAGCCCUAUUAAUUUCAGUGAAAUUGUGAAAUGUCUGUUGCUAUAACAAUGUUGAACUGUGCACACAUUAUGAGCCGGGUUUCUUUAAUUCUGCUUCCAAAGCCAGUUGCAUAUUUGUACAAAAUCAACCUUAAAUUUAUAUAAUUAUAUAUUUUUGGUCUGUGAAUUUGAUCAAGAUUGUUCAUAAUUUGUUCUUACAGAUAUCGACGUUUUCCUGAUCAUCACGAGUUUGUAGAGGAUUUGUUCUGUCACUCAGAUGCUGUGGAGGACAUUGAUAUUUCACCUUAUGAUGAAUGUAUCUUUAGCUAUAUGCAUUUUAAAUGUACUUCUAAUGCUCAGCAGACAUGAUUGUUCAUAGCCUUAUAUAACAUAACCAACAUUUUAGGAUGCCACCUACAGUUUCUUUGCAAAGUUAUAUCUGAGAAACGAGCAUAGAAAUUCUGUUAUACUGAUGAUGUGUCACUACUCUCUACCCAGAUGUAAGUACAGGUAGUGGCCAGUGCCGGAUCCAGACCUUGAGAUAAGGGGGGGAGGGGACCCGGUCAUCCAGACCCUUACAUAAGGAGGGGGUGGUCUGGUCUCCCAAAAAACGUUUUUUCAGUCCUCAGUUUGGUUUAAAAAUAAGGGGGGGGGCCCCCUAGGCUCCCCCCCUGGAUUCGCCCCGGGUAGCACAUCAUCAGUAUAGAAUUUAAGAAUAUUUAUGGAGAUCAGUCUGGAGAAUUUGUAGGUGGAUAUUGGGCUUAAAGGGGUAAGGGCUUUGAUAUACCAGUGGUACAUCCUCACUUAAAAAUCCACAGGAAGAGUAAUCUCUCUCAUUCCCUAGGUUGACUAUGGUUUCAUUUUGUUCUCCUUAAUAUAACUUUCUUAAAAGAUUUAGUAACAGCAUCAAAGGACCAAACUGUUGGUGUAUAUCGACUGGGACCACCAAGUCACGGCAUCACAGAGUAUGGAGAGAUAAGAUAACAACAGAGUACAUACCAGCCUUCUGUUGACUGCCUGCAAUCACCUAAAGAUCCAAAAGUCAGGGUCAACCCCUGAGGAAAGGGGUCUGAAAAUUCAGGGGUGUUGGAUUUUGUAUAAAAUGUACUGGAUUCUUAAUGGGAUGUGGCCAUCAUUGUUGACAUAUGCAAGCUAUAAUCAUGGAAAGGAAGCCAUCAAAUUAUCAUAGUAUAAUGGUGGUGACUCUCAGUCCACAAAAAAUAGCCUUGGCCAGUCACAUGUAGUAAGCUUGUUUGCCAUGUUUGAUCAGAGGCCUACUCACUUACAUUUGGGGAAAAGUGAGAUAUUAUGCAAUCUGAAUCUGGAAUAAAGACUUCUCAAGCUCAUUAAUAAUUCAUAAUUCAAGCCCACCAGUCAACACCUGUAUACUACAUCACAUGGAUGUGUUUGGAUACCCAAUGAAAAAGUAGAUGAAAAUCUUUAAAGAUUUGGAUACAUUAUCCAAAUGUUGACUGAUUCUAGAAAAAUCAUGUGACAUGAAUAAAUUAAUUCUACGUAAAUAAUGUCUCAUGCAAACAACAAACAUUUAUUUCUUUUAAAGAAUGUUACAGAAUAGUUGGGUAAUUCGGAAUGUCCCAAAACUAUAGGAAGAAACAACACAAGUUGCACGUAGUUAAAAUGCAAAGCACAAAUAGAACCUUUCAAAAUCAGUUGAAAUGAUACUUUUUGUCACUAACAGCCAAUGGAUUUAAUACAUCCUCACCAUUUUUCUCUACCAGGAAACGUUUUAAGCCACAGACAAUUGGCUGUAAAGCAUCCGAGUCUUGCCAUUCUAGAAAAAUCUGUAACGCUCAUUUGUUCUUGUAAACUGUAGAUUUCAGAACAGAAUUGAUAACAAGCUCUUUUUGCUCGUCAAAAGUUUUGGGCAUCUGAAACGUUGAACUUGAUUCAUCCAUGUUGCACAAAAAGUGAAUAUGAUAAACACUAAAAUAAUUAAGUUGGAUGACUCCCAAAUAAUACAUUCCAUCCAAACGGUUGUUAUCACAUUCAGACUAUAGCUAUUGUUUAAUCACCAUAACGAAACAACAAUAAAUGAAUAAUGAUAGUCAGCCACUUGUUUAACAAACUAUACCAAAAACUCAUACUCCAUGCUUCAUCAGGGUAUCCAGACACCUCAAAACGAUAACAGCAGUCGGCCUUCAGCCUCGUGCUUUCAUCUGUUUCUCGAUGUCUGGAUACCCCAAUGAAGCCCUCGCACUCGUUUUUGAUAUAUUACUUAAAAGUUAAUCAGCAAGUGAUUAUACUAUUAAUUUUGAUAAUUAUCCCUAGUAGCCUAGGUGCAGUUACUUAUUCAUUGUUUAGCAAUCAGUCCAGUACUUUAGGAUUUUCCAGGUGCUAGCCUUAAAAGAAAUCAGUCUUAAGGAUGAGGAUAUUGUUGUUAAGAAGCUUGCCCUUACUCAGGACUGGCACCAAGGGCUGGGGGCCAGGGCUACUAUGAGCAUGAUCACCGGCUACUUUUAUAAGGAAAAAAAGAAAAACAAAACCCACCAAGCUUCCCUGGCUAGUUCUUUAAUUCCCCACCACCUACUAAUUGCAUAUACCCAGCAAGUUGAAAUCUUAGUGCCAGCCCUGCCUUACUGUUAUUUGGAUCCUCAGAAACCUUCCAAGAAGGAUGUUGUCUGGAUUACAAUAUUAAUAUUACCCUUAGUGGGUGUAACACAGUAAACACAAAAAGUGUAAUACUAAUUAUUAAAGAGUUCCUUACAAUGAAAAUUGGGUAUAAACUUUAUUUCAUGUUGGAGAAAACUAAGAAAAAUGCAACUAAUAUUUAUCCUAUUCUAGACUUUGCCACUCAGAGAUCAGUCUUUUAUUUAUGCAAAAUAUUAUUCUUAUGUGGCACAGCCUAGGCAAAUAGGCAGGCGUACCCCCCGUAUUUUGGUUUCAUUUUUAGCCCAGAAAUCCCAGGAGUCUUCACAGGCCAUUACGUAGUAGGAUGAUCGCGUGACAAGCACGGGAAACGUUGCGUGACAAACAAAUGAACGUCUGUUUGGCACCCAACUGCUGAUUUCGUUCUUUCUGUGAAGUCUUUUGUGUUCUACUUUUGUCGUCAUUUAUCUCCUUUUGUUCUUAACCCUUCAAGGUUCGUAAGUAUGCUGCGUACUCCUUUGGAAGAAGAUCCUCCCCUUCAAGUAUUUCAUUGAGGUAAGUUUCGCUUAGCUUCAACCCACCUUUGACACAUUCCUCAUUCGCUUUGUACGCAAUCGCAUCUACAACUUCCCCGUUUCUCUUUUCCACUUUAACGAUCACUCGGUGAAAACGAUUGCCUUCAUGAAUGUGCUCGUGAUCCAUUUUACAUAUGCUUCCCUUCUCGCAGAUGUAUAAAGCGCCAUGAACCGCGGAACCUUCGUCUGGGGUGAUAUUAGCGUAACCAAAACCAUCAUCUUUCCAGUUGGCGUUGAAAACAAAGCGAUAUCCGCGAAGCACUGCGCUCUCGCGAGAAGUGAAUUUUGCUCCACGUUCUUUCAUUUUUCUUUCACUUAGAUUUGAUGCAAAAGCAAAUUACAGCUCUUUCCCUUCCAUAUUGUCCUAUGAUCUCCACACAUUCCAGGGUGAGAUGUGUGGCGAAUACCAGAGGGAAACCACGUUGCAAUUUUUCCACCAUUAGGAAAGUGAUGGUGGGUCGAGGGGUUGGAGAAGAAGCAAAGGGAAAAUGUCCCCCAAAAAUUCAUGCGAAUGGCAGGCCGGCGUGUCAGACCCUGCUUCGACACUUUAUUACAGCCGGAGGAAAAAUUUCGUGAGUAGCAACGCGUGACUCAUGGGCACGAUUUCACAUCUACACAGGCUAUAAAUAACCGGCAAACUGAAUGCGGAGCUGGAAAGUUAAAAUGCCUUCUGUUAAGCUCCAGAAUGCAUGCAUACUAGCCACAUCUAACCCUAAACCCCGGGGGUACUCCCAUACAUUACCUAUACGGGUAUGUGCCGCCCAACGGGGUCGUGAUUUUGAAGCUCCUGAUUUAGAACGGGGUAUCCAUUUCAGAGGUAUAAAAAAUUGUGGAUCACGGCUAUAUCUUCUGUUUAAAAUUAUUGCUGAUUAUGAAGAAGCAUUUAUUUGAUGUAUAAGUCGAACAAAUAAAGAAAAUUAUAUCUUUUUUUAAAAAAAAAGGGCUAUUUCAAUUUACAAACUUUUUAGAACGGAGUAUAAAAAUUGGCCCAUUUCUAGAAUGGGGUAUCAGUUUUAGGGCGAAUUCUAGAACGGGGUCUAAAAAAUUUGCCCAUUUCUAGUACGGGGUAUCAAUUUUAGGGGAAAUUUUUUGUAGAACGGGGUGCCAAUUUGGAGUCCCGGGUGGCACAUACCCACCCAAAAAAUACCCAAGUUUCCCCCCCCCCGGCCCUAAACAGCGUCGACUCCUCUAUGCCCAAGAAACCACAACCGCUCAUCUACGAAGCCAUUCUUGUUUUCCUGAUAAUUUUCGCUUGAUAAUUGUGAAUGAAGAUGGAAUACUUUGAAGCGAUUAGAAAAAAGGGAUUUUGUAGAAAUUCUAGAAAAUUUUCUCUGAUUUUCUGACUUCUGGGCAUUUAGUUUUUUUUAAGACCCUUUCCGGCUGCCGAGCAUAUAGCCAAAAUAACUGUAUAUUAUUCGAUUUAAUUUGACCACUCUUCGGACGAUUCGUUUUUACUCCCUCCUCUGAGGGAGUAAAAACUACUCGAAGUAAUCGUCAGAAAUUAAUGCUUUUUUAUGGAUGGCUGCAUUUCGGGCUGGAAGCACCUACGUCACUUUUGUUAACGUAAUUUGAUCAAAAUGAAACUGAAAGCUAAAGGAAGGGAAAAAUCCCAUACGUUUAAUUUGUUUCUUGGAAGAAGGGUUGAUUGUUGCUUUUAACAUAGGUAAGUUUUGGGCAAGUCCAGUUAUUUUGUGAAGGAAAAUGCAAUUGACUUUUACUCUGUGACUCUAAUAUUGUUUUUCUGAUCGCUUGGUAUUUGUAUAGGUAAUAGCAUGAUUAAUAGUGAUAUUUGGCAGAAAUACCAUGAGUGAUAUUUCAAAAUUGUUAUACGUAAUUUCACGAGCCGUUAGGCGAGUGAAAUUUGAGACAAUUUUGAAAUAUCACGAGUGGUAUUUAUGCUAAAUAUCAUGUCCAAAUCAUGCUAUUAUUUGUUUAUCGACUACUACCGCAAAAGGUUUGUAAUUUUGACAUGUAGGUAUCUCAAAUUUAGCUGAAAUACCACUGCUCUAAGCCAAUCAAAUUGCAGAAAUUUCUCAUGUAGUAGUAUAACUAAAUGAAGAUGGAAUACUUUCAAACAAUUAGAAAACGGCUUUUGCACAAAUUCUAGAAAAUAAUGUGACUGCGGGCAUAUAGCCACAGCGUAUUAAAACUGUUUAUUCGAUUUAAUUUGACCCCUCUUUAGUUAAAUUUCAGACGAUUGCUUCAAGUCGUUUCAGUUACUCCCUCAGGUGAGGGAGUCGAAAAUCUGACUUCAAGUAAUCGCCUGAAAUUCAGCUAACCCCUAGCCUCUAGGCUUUGGCACAUUAUGCUAGCAUUAUUUUGAGCAUAAAUAGCAUGGCAAAAGCAUCGAGCACAAUGCCAGCAUUAUAGCAAGAUUUUUGUAUCAUUAAAAAGGAAAAAUUUGUCUAGAGUGAUGAAAUUCACCUAGAAACAGGCAAACAUAUACAUAUUUCAGAGGUUUUAGCCAAAACUAGAGACAGCCUGGGUCUAGUCAAUGUUCCAGUAUGGAUGGCUCAGACAAAAGAAACCAACUUAAACCAGUAGAAGCCCGGAGGGGGGGGAUACUGCCAUAUAUGGGCUAUACCGGGAGGGUACUGCCAUAUAUGGGCUAUAUAGGUAUGUGCCGCUGUGAAGGGUAGGUUUUCAAGCAGUUUACUCUAGGAUAGGGUGAUCAGAGUGUUUGGGUCUAGAAUAGGGUAUCAUUUCUCAGGAAACUGAUCGGUUGGUUGAAGAUUUUAUCUAGACUAGGGAAACAGCAAACAGCUACUCUAGGAUAGGGGGGAUUUGGGGAGUUUACUCUAGUAUAGGGUAGCAAAAUUUAGCUGAACUAGCUCUGGUAUAGGUUAAGGGUUCCAGGAUCCCAGUGGCACAUCCCCACCCAGAAAUUCCUAAAGAACCUCCUCGGGGGCUAUAUAAGUAUGUGCCGCUGUGAAGGGUAUGGUUUUCAAGCAGUUUACUCUAGGAUAGGGUGUAUAAAUCAGAACGUUUAGGUCUUGAAUAGGGUAUCAUUUUUCAGGAAACUGAUUAGUUGGUUGAAGAUUUUAGACUAGGGAAACAGCUACUCUAGGAUAGGGGAUUUAGGGAGUUUACUCUAGUAAAGGGAGCAAAAUUUAGCUGAACUAGCUCUGGUAUAGGUUAAGGGUUCCAGGGUCACAGUGGCACAUCCCCACCCAGAAAUUCCUAAAGUAGCCCCCGGGUAGAAGCAUAGUAACUGAAAAAUUUUGUGUCUGUUUAUAUUGUGUAUGUAUUGAUGGAACUUUCGAGCAUUUUAGCAAGGCCAUAAGGCCCAUUUCAAACGUCGUGCUACUGCCUUGCCGCACUCAAUUGAUCGAAUUAAAUUCGACUUUAGCACGGCAGUAGCGCGGCGUUUGAAACCAAGUCGUGCUACUGCCGUGUAGCACGGCAAGCCUUGCGGUGCUACCGCCGUGCCGAACUCAAUUCAUGAAUUAUAAAUACAUUAGAAUAUAUUUAAAAGUUUGCUAAACCGUUUCUUUAUUUUUGUAUUUUGUUUUUGGCAACAGCCGUUCCAUUCGACUGUCACUGUGUGAAUUAAAUUCGACGUCUGAAACCAAGUCGUGCUAAUGUCGUGCUGCAGUCGAGCUACAGUCGAGCCAGCUUAGCACGGCAGUAGCACGACGUUUGAAACAGGCCUAAGAGCAUAAUAGUAAAAAUUUUGAGCAUUAAGCAUUAGCCAGAAGCAUAUAACCGUCAUAUGGUUUUUUUCGUGGAUGGCUGCAUUUCGGGAGCUAUUUCUGGAAACACUAAGUUACGUGACUUUUGUUGACAUAAUUUGAUCAAAAUGAAACUGAAAGCUAAAGGAAGGGAAAAAUCCCAUAGGUUUAAUUUGUUUCUUGGUAGAAAGGUUGAUUGUUGCUUAUAGGUAAGUUUUGUGCAAUUCCGGUUAUUUUGUGAAGAAAAUGCAUUUGAUUUGUAGACUGACUUGUUUUGCAAAAUAUGAUUUCCUCGUAGACUUUUUCGACGUGACAAAUCAAGCGAACUAUCAACAGUAUCAAGACUACUCGGAAAUUUAUAACUGAGGUAGGCAUUGUAUUAGCUGAAGUUAUACUAGAACUCCUCGGUUCCUUUACCUUAGAACGGCAUCGGGUCAUUUAUCUCGCGGAAACGUUUGUCAAAGCAUGUCUCUGUUUAAUAAGGCCUUGUUGUCUAUGAUCCUUUAGUUCGCAGGGGACUUUUUCAUCGAUAGUACCCAUCAUGAUCAUGUAGGAUUUCAUCUCAGCCAUUUCACUGAUUUAUUAUGCAUACAUGGUUAUCAUCCCACUCUGUAUACAGUUGAACCUUUAUCAAGAGGCCACCUAUUAAGCGGCCAUCCUCCAAAUUCUAUAUGUAGAAAAGAAUUGGAAAUUAAACCUCUAUUGAUCGGGUACCUUUAUUAAUUGAUUGCUGCCACCUUUUUACCGUUCCAACGAGAGUUUUUCCAUUGUUGUCACGUCUGUUAACCGGCCAUCAAUCACAGACAGAUUACUAUGUUUGGCUUUAUUUUAAGAAUAUGAUGAAGGAAAACAGUCCGAAAUAGACGGUGACGACCGAUUGUGGACCAUCGUGUGUUUGUUGUAAAAUAAGGUUUUCUUCUAAGAAAGAUUAUGAUAAUCUAUGACAUGGUUUAUGACGAACCUCUAUUGAUAUGCCAUGAGCGCUACCCUCCAUUAACCCUGGCGUUAAGCGGCCACUUGCUGGUAUCCCGAGGGUGGCCGCUUAAUAAUGGAGGUUCACCUGUCCGUACUACACAGCCGUUUUUAGUGUCGUCACGCAACGCAGCGUUUCGUGACGACACUAAAAACGGCUGUGUGGCAGACUAUACUCAUAGUCAUAUAAAAAUCUUUGAAUACAAAGUCUUUCUAAACCAGCUCAUCCUCGGACGGAUGUAUUUACAAAGAACUUGCAAUCUUCGUAAGUGACGUGACACAAAGAAUUUCCAAGAGAUCAACGUAACAGAGCUAUACUAAGGAAAAUGGGAGGUAAAAAAUAGAAAAAAAGAAAAAUUCCCCAGGUUUUUGCACCUACCGAGUUAGACUUUUAAGAAAAAGUGCGACGGUCAGGAUGUAUCGAGCAUCGAGUGGCAGCAGUUGAAAAGUCGAUUUCCUUCAAUUUUUUGUCAAUAGAUAGCUUUUAGGUAGAUAAGUAAUCUGAAGUAAACUGUUCUCGUAAAAAGCCUUUUAUUUGCGAGAAAAGUUAGAAUAUCCGUUUUUUAUGACCUUAGUUUCAACCUGCAGAGAUUUCCUUCAACUAACCCAAGCCAAUUCCCAGGUAUGUUUUAAAUGAAUGUCUAAAUGUGUGAUUUAAAUAGGAUGAAGAGAAUUUGGAGUUCUAUCACAUGUUAAAUAUUGCCGUCGAAAAUGAGUAACGAACUUAAGUUUUUGUUUGUAUCCUGAGAACGUAUCUCUCAUUUUUAAAUUAUUUCACAACGACGAGCGUCGCUAUUUUAAAAAUACCCUGAAAGUAUCUUCUAGUAAAAGAAAAAUAAUUUUAUUUUUGAUGCAACGUGUCCACAUUUCUCCAUCCGCCUUCUUUUGCAAACAAGAGAAAAGUUGAUGUUAGCAAAUUUCAGGUAAAAAAUUAGGGAAGUCUGAGACUCCACUCGAAAACGACAAAUAAAAGGCUUUAGGCGGGAACAAUCUACAUUAGGUUUCUUAUCUACCUAAAAGCUAUCCAUGGACAAAUUCAUUUUUUAACUCCUGCCACAAAAUUAAGAUUUUGCUCGAUUUUUCUUGACCGUCGCUCUUAAGCUGGAACCGAGCAGGGCAAGGAGUCAGGGGGGCCUUUCCUAUUUUAUAUGAACCAUAAUUAUAGUUUUCUGAAAUUCCACAAGCUUAAAAUAACUGGAGGUAUAGAAAUAUAUAUUCUUUUCGUUUGCUGUACAUUUGUAUUCCGUUACCAAGAGAUUUUAAACCUUAGAAAUAAGUUCACUUUCCGAAAUUUGAUUUUUCUGAAUAUUCCUACUGGCCCGAUUUGUAGUUUGUUGCCAAAAGCUGUAGUAUUUUCAAUGGAGGGUAGAUGAAUGUACAACGACUAGAUACAUAAUAUACACCAUGUUUAAACAAUGGUAAAUCUGGUUUCUUUUUCAUUUCGAUCACUGAUCACCAAAAAGAACGUCUUUUUCCUUUCUUAGGAGAAGACCCCAGUUUAUCAAGUCACAUGAAACAACGAUAAAAAAGCAAGUAGAACGAUCACUAUUUGUGGCAAACCAAAUGCGACUGUGAUCAUGGACAAAAACGAAUAAUAAAAGAGCUAAGAAAUAAGCUUUUACUCAAUGUUUUAAUUUUACUUUUCAUUUUCGUUAUCGUACGUUAUCUUACAUAAAGAGAAAUGGUAUCAACGGAAAAAAACACAGCAUAUCUACACUUUUUUUUCAGAAGAGCUGAAAUAGCAAAGCAAGCAAAAAUUGUGACAAUUAGAACUAUCUUCUGGAAAAGCAGUACGUAGAUUUUAUCUGCAAUUUGUUAGUGGAAUGGCUGCGAAAGGACAAACAGAGGCCACCUGUAAUCUUGGCAAGAUUGCCGAUGAAGUUGGGGAGAGGACAGAAGAAGAACAAGGGAAUAGUACUAUUGGCGACGCCUAUGUUAACUUUAAACAUUUCCAGAAAACCAUAGAGUACCAUAAACGACGCCUCAAAAUUUCCAAAGAAGUGGGAGACAAGGCAGGAAAAGGAAAAGCGUACUGUAAUCUUGGCAACGCCUAUGACAGUAUUGGAGAUUUCCAGAAAGCCAUAGAGUACCAUGAACGACACCUCAAAAUUUCCAAAGAAGUGGGAGACACGGCAGGAGAAGGAAAAGUGUACAGCAAUCUUGGCAACGCCUAUGACAGUCUUGGAGAUUUCCAGAAAGCCAUAGAGUACCAUGAACGAGACCUCAAAAUUUCCAAAGAAGUGGGAGACAGGGCAGGAGAAGGAAGGGCGUACUGUAAUCUUGGCAACGCCUAUUACAGUCUUGGAGAUUUCCAAAAAGCCAUAGAGUACCAUGAACGAGACCUCCAAAUUUCCAAAGAAUUGGGAGACAGGGCAGGAGAAGGAAAAACGUACGGUAAUCUUGGCAACGCCUAUUACAGCCUUGGAGAUUUCCAGAAAGCCAUAGAGUACCAUGAACGACACCUCAAAAUUUCCAAAGAAGCGGGAGACAGGGCAGGAGAAGGAAGGGCGUACUGUAAUCUUGGCAACGCCUAUGACAGUAUUGGAGAUUUCCAGAAAGCCAUAGAGUACCAUGAACGAGACCUCAAAAUUUCCAAAGAAGUGGGAGACAGGGCAGGAGAAGGAAGGGCGUACUGUAAUCUUGGCAACGCCUAUGACAGUAUUGGAGAUUUCCAGAAAGCCAUAGAGUACCAUGAACGACACCUUAAAAUUUCCAAAGAAGCGGGAGACAGGCCAGGAGAAGAAAAAGCGUACUGUAAUCUUGGCUACGCCUAUGAAAGUCUUGGAGAUUUCCAGAAAGCCAUAGAGUACCAUGAACGAGACCUCAAAAUUUGCAAAGAAGUGGGAGACAGGGCAGGAGAAGGAAGCGCGUACUGUAAUCUUGGCAACGCCUAUGACAGUCUUGGAGAUUUCCAGAAAGCCAUAGAGUACCAUGAACGACACCUCAAAAUUUCCAAAGAAGUGGGAGACAGGGCAGGAGAAGGAAAUGCGUACGGUAAUCUUGGCAACGCCUAUGAAAGUAUUGGAGAUUUCCAGAAAGCCAUAGAGUACCAUGAACGAGACCUCAAAAUUUCCAAAGAAGUGGGAGACAGGGCAGCAGAACGAAGGGCGUACUGUAAUCUUGGCAACGCCUAUUACAGUCUUGGAGAUUUCCAGAAAGCCAUAGAGUACCAUGAACGAGAUCUCAAAAUUUCCAAAGAAGUGGGAGACAGGGCAGGAGAAGGAAAAACGUACGGUAAUCUUGGCAACGCCUAUGACAGUAUUGGAGAUUUCCAGAAAGCUAUAGAGUACCAUGAACGAGACCUCAAAAUUGCCAAAGAAGUGGGAGACAGGGCAGGAGAAGGAAAAGCGUACGGUAAUCUUGGCAACGCCUAUGACAGUAUUGGAGAUUUCCAGAAAGCCAUAGAGUACCAUGAACGAGACCUCAAAAUUUCCAAAGAAGUGGGAGACAGGGCAGGGGAAGGAAAAGCGUACUGUAAUCUUGGCAUUUCUUUUAAACAUCUUGGAGAUUUCCAGAAAGCCAUAGAGUACCAUGUACGACGCCUCAAAAUUUCCAAAGAAGUGGGAGACAGGGCAGGAGAAGGAAAAGCGUACGGUAAUCUUGGCAACGCCUAUUACAGUCUUGGAGAUUUCCAGAAAGCCAUAGAGUACCAUGAACGAGACCUCAAAAUUUCCAAAGAAGUGGGAGACAGGGCAGGGGAAGGAGAAGCGUACUGUAAUCUUGGCAUUUCUUUUAAACAUCUUGGAGAUUUCCAGAAAGCCAUAGAGUACCAUGUACGACACCUCAAAAUUUCCAAAGAAGUGGGAGACAGGGCAGGAGAAGGAAAAGCGUACAGCAAUCUUGGCAACGCCUAUUACAGUCUUGGAGAUUUCCAGAAAGCCAUAGAGUACCAUGAACGAGACCUCGAAAUUUCCAAAGAAGUGGGAGACAGGGCAGGAGAAGGAAGGGCGUACUGUAAUCUUGGCAACGCCUAUGACAGUAUUGGAGAUUUCCAGAAAGCCAUAGAGUACCAUGAACGAGACCUCAAAAUUUCCAAAGAAGUGGGAGACAGGGCAGGAGAAGGAAAAGCGUACUGUAAUCUUGGCAACGCCUAUCACAGUCUUGGAGAUUUCCAGAAAGCCAUAGAGUACCAUGAACGAGACCUCAAAAUUUCCAAAGAAGUGGGAGACAGGGCAGGAGAAGGAAAAGCGUACGGUAAUCUUGGCAACGCCUAUGACAGUCUUGGAGAUUUCCAGAAAGCCAUAGAGUACCAUGAACGAGACCUCAAAAUUUCCAAAGAAGUGGGAGACAGGGCAGGAGAAGGAAAAGCGUACGGUAAUCUUGGCAACGCCUAUGACAGUCUUGGAGAUUUCCAGAAAGCCAUAGAGUACCAUGAACGACACCUCAAAAUUUCCAAAGAAGUGGGAGACAGGGCAGGAGAAGGAAAAGCGUACGGUAAUCUUGGCAACGCCUAUGACAGUCUUGGAGAUUUCCAGAAAGCCAUAGAGUACCAUGAACGACACCUCAAAAUUUCCAAAGAAGUGGGAGACAGGGCAGGAGAAGGAAAAGCGUACUGUAAUCUUGGCAACGCCUAUUACAGUCUUGGAGAUUUCCAGAAAGCCAUAGAGUACCAUGAACGACACCUCAAAAUUUCCAAAGAAGUGGGAGACAGGGCAGGAGAAGGAAGGGCGUACUGUAAUCUUGGCAACGCCUAUUACAGUCUUAGAGAUUUCCAGAAAGCCAUAGAGUACCAUGAACGAGACCUCAAAAUUUCCAAAGAAGUGGGAGACAGGGCAGGAGGAGGAAAAGCGUACUGUAAUCUUGGCAACGCCUAUGACAGUCUUGGAGAGUUCCAGACAGCCAUUUACUGUUAUAAAAAAAGUGUCAUUGCCUUCGACUAUAUCAGGGGAAGUCUCAUAUCUGAUGACGAAUGGAAGAUUAGUCUUGCGUGUACGUAUGAUAAUACUAAUUUGAGGCUCUGGGGGCUACAGUUUAAGCAAGGUAAAGUCGUCGAGGCACUUUUAACUGCUGAUCAUGGACGUGCCCAAGCUUUAAAUGAUCUUCUGGAGUUAAAGUAUGGGUUUAAAGGGUUGCCUCGAGAAAUAGGAGCAUUCUCUGCAACAACACCUGACAUUCUUAAUUACCUACCAUCAAAUACAGCUUUUAUAGGUAUUAACGAGGGAGGAAUAGUUCUCUGGGUGAACGAGAAAGGAAACAAAAUCAAAACUAGAAAAACUCAGAUGGAUACCUCCGUCGAAACCUAUUUUCAGUCUCUACUGGAGACUGCACAUGAAGAAAUAGGUGUGAGAGCUGAUGUUAACUGUGAAGAUCGCUCAUUAAGGAACCCAAGCGAUAACAAGUUAGCAGAAAAAAGAUCCAGUAAGCCAAGGUCUCAUUCCUCAUCUUUUGAGACAAAGUCAUUACAAACAUUUUACAAAGUUGUUAUGGACCCUAUAAGAGACUUACUCCAUAGCGAUGAGGUUGUUAUUGUUCCACAAGGACCUCUUUGUUUGGCCCCUUAUGCUGCUUUCAUAGACUUGGAAUCAAAAUUCCUCUGCGAAACGUUGAGAAUUCGCUUAGUUCCCUCACUUUCUACCCUGCGAUUAAUUCAAAAUUGUCCAUCAGAUUGGCACAGCAAGACUGGCGCUCUUCCCGUGGGUACAGGAGGUAGUUUAUGA